GAAAGCUUGGCUCCCAUUUCUCUCUCUUUCUCUCUCAACUCUUCACUUUCAUUUCUUUCUCUCUGUCUUCUUCUCCUUCUCCAAACCUAUAAUUUCUUUCUUUCUUUCUUUAUUUUUUAUCCUUUUCUUUUUUAUAAUUCUAACUGUGUUUUCUCAGUUGCCCAAAGUGGUGAUUUGGGGAAACUUUGAUUUGGGAAAUGAACAAGGGACAGUCACCGGAGCCUCUAGAUUUCUUCAUCUGGACUGUUGAGGAUGUUGGCUUGUGGCUGGAGACUAUAAAUCUUGGCAGUUACCGCCAAACUUUUAAAGAACAUGGUGUUAAUGGCGAAUACUUGGAAGGAAUGUCUAUGUUCACAACUGAGCAGAUCCUUCGUUUCAUAAGACGCUGCCACAUGAGGUGGGGAGACUUCAUUACAUUGUGCAAGGAAUUGAGACGGAUUAAAGUGGCUUGUCUGAAAGGGGAGCAAAAGGUGCGGCGGCCGUGGUGGGCACCGGCAUGCCUAUCCACAGUGUUCUUAAAAGUUGCAAAAUCCAACAGACAAUCAAGAGUGGUUUCUUUGAAGCUGGAGCCAUAGAUGCAACACAACCACUGCCAUGCGUGUACUUAUAGCAAUUUUCUUUUUGCCUAGAGCACAGAAGGUAGGAAUUCACUUUUUUUGGUUUAGCCUUUUUUUUUUCAUGAUUCCACAAGGUGUAUGUUUCUUUUCUGGAGAACGAGGUCCUUGUGUAAUGAUUUAUGGUGCUGUGUAAUUAUGUAUUCUCUCAUAUUAUAUGAACGAAAAAUACUAUAUAUGCCUUUACUCUUCAAGUUCAA
Arachis stenosperma is the source of this 814-nucleotide messenger RNA. RefSeq lists its product as uncharacterized. The coding region runs from base 198 to 575 and encodes 125 amino acids. Gene Ontology annotation, molecular function: protein binding. The transcript has 4 exons. Lineage: Eukaryota; Viridiplantae; Streptophyta; Magnoliopsida; Fabales; Fabaceae. The record is from RefSeq and is a predicted model, not a curated record.